GCCGGUCUCAUUGGGUCGGUGGCCUCGGGAUACUUCCAUCUGCUUGGACUGCCCUCAUCCGGCUGCCCGGCCUCAUAAAUCACCAGGUCCUGCUGCGGUCGCAUCGGUCGGGCAUUUCUAAUUUCUCUGUACGUAUUCAAGUGCGCUCUUCAAUCUAUCUCGUCAACAUGGGACACCCGACCCCGACCGAAGACAUGGAAAUCAACGACAAGCUCCUGCCCGACGAAGAGGCACGGUGGAGACAAGAGCGGAAGCCUCAGAGCAACUGGGAGAAAUGGGGCACCAUCCUUCUCCUCAUCGCCACGGCUCUUGUGUCACUGGGGAUAGGUGCGCUGGUUGGACACCAGCAGCAAGACUCGGACAAGACUUGCACGCUGCGAGUCGCUCAAUAUUCUCCCGUGAUCUCCAACGUCGGCAUUUCGUACCAUCAGGAGCAGUUCAACGGCUCGUUCCUCAACGAGAACAUCUUCCGCAAGGACGCCAGCCCCGAGGUCGAUGCGGCAUGGAAGUCUCUCGGUGCUGAUUACCGAAGCAUCCGGGUUGCUCCCGAGGAAGCCAAACGAUCGGGCCUUGCGCAGGACCAGGUCAAAAUCAGCGAGAAAUAUGGCGGAGGCUACCCAGCUAAUGUCGAGGGUCUUCAUCACCUCCAUUGCCUGAACCUUCUCCGCCAGUCCCUCUACUACAACUACGACUACUACCACAAACAAGGCCAUGGUGCCUUCAAGAACGACGACUUCAUCGUUCGUCGUCACGUCUCCCACUGCCUCGACAUCCUCCGACAGCAGCUCAUGUGCACCGUGGACGUCGGAGUGCUCGGCCAAGUCUGGGUUCAUCCCGACAGCCCUGAGCCUUUCGUCGACUUCAACACGAAGCAUCGCUGCCGUAACUUCGAUGCUAUUCGCGAUUGGGCCGAGCAGAACCAGAUGCCCGAGUCCGUUCCGUCGGACUUCUUGGAGCCGCCCAAGCAGGGCGACCGGGUGUAUGAGGAGGUGCCGUAAAUUAUGACGCUAUGAACUGUAUAUAGAUUUUUAUAUUUCCUUCCAUGUGUUAGAAUAAUCAAGACGCUAUGCCC
Messenger RNA from Aspergillus steynii IBT 23096, 1072 nucleotides. Its product is annotated as oxidase ustYa family protein. The transcript has 4 exons. Bases 168 to 998 code for a protein of 276 amino acids. The record is from RefSeq and is a predicted model, not a curated record. Gene Ontology annotation, biological process: mycotoxin biosynthetic process. Lineage: Eukaryota; Fungi; Ascomycota; Eurotiomycetes; Eurotiales; Aspergillaceae.